AUUGGAGGGUGCUGUACUGCAAAAGCUACGGCCCACGAGAAUUAAUGAACAUGGUUGGUAUGAUUUGAGUGUUGAUUCACUUGGCUUUUAACAACAUCUUUACUUGCGUCGCGUAUUGGUGUAAACGACGAUUAUUGGAUCAAGAGGAGUUUCGUUGUGGGGAGAGCGAGCGAGGGAUAUGUAUGCUUGGUCGUAUCAUUUCCAAGAACGUUAAACGACAAUGGCGGCAGUCUCACAGAAGCGUAACAUCAAGACUAAAGCAAAACAGGCACACGAUACAAAGCGGCUCGCACAGGAUUGACGAGGAGAAGUCGCAGUUCAAGGGAAACACUGUCUUCGAAUUGUUGUUUAGAGAUAUCAGAUAAUCCCCUUGCUUCGUUUCCCACUUUCACGGAUUUUCUAUUUUUCUCGUGAGGAAUCUAUGUGCGGCAGGUGUUGAUUUUGGUGGGUAUUGUGAUGAUCAGUAGCUCGAUUACUGCUUGGGUCAGUGACCUUUUUGCUUGCAUAGGUAGUUGUUUUGGAUGUCGCAUGAAACCUACACCAAUUAUAGCUGUGGAUGAGCCAACAAAAGGACUAAGAAUUCAGGGGCAGAAAGUAAGGAAACCAACCAUAUCAGAUGGUUUCUGGAGUUCGAGCACAUGUGAUCUGGAUAACAACGCUGUUCAAUCUCAAAGAAGCAUCACCUCUGUCAGCACAUUAAACCAACUUUUCUAUCAUAGUAGCGAACUUUCUCCCACAGGCACCCAUCCUGAAUUUGUGAACCAAGGCAACUCCCACAUUACUGCUGGUCUUCUUCUCUGGAAUGAGAGCAGGUUUCAGUGGGUUGGAAGUAACAGAUCUAAGAAGCAAAAUAAACAGCAACAAGAACCCCAACUUAAUUGGAAUGCUACUUAUGAUAGUUUGCUUGGGACUAAACAACCUUUCCCCAGGCCUUUACCUUUGUCUGAAAUGGUUGAAUUCUUGGUGAAAAUUUGGGAGCAUGAAGGGAUGUAUGAUUGAGACUGAUUGGGGCUACCGAAGCUGCUUCUGACUUUCUUUUAAUUAAAAUGCAGUCUUUAACUGGUGAAAGGCUUUUGUCCAUACCUGUGAACAGAUGGUUAAAGAAUCAAACACAAGUUUGUCUUCUGAUUGUAAUAUCAAAAGGACAAGAACCUUUCUUAGUCCUCAAAGGAUGAUGUGACCAUAAAUUAUUUAAUUCUCCACAAACUGUAUAGUAUCACAUUGGUACUCAUGAAAGGGUGGAAUACGAAUGAAAUAAUACUAUUGACUAUUGAG
Prosopis cineraria is the source of this 1275-nucleotide messenger RNA. RefSeq lists its product as uncharacterized. The record is from RefSeq and is a predicted model, not a curated record. The transcript has 5 exons. NCBI's taxonomy places the organism in Eukaryota, Viridiplantae, Streptophyta, Magnoliopsida, Fabales, Fabaceae. The coding region runs from base 457 to 999 and encodes 180 amino acids.